AUGGGAUAUACCCCGAAUUCAUUAAACACGCUGGUCCCAGAGUACAGGAGUGGCUACCUAGACACAACAAACAUUUUAAAACAGUUCAAAAGGGCUAAAGUUAUCGCACUUCUAAAACCGGGAAAGUCUGGAACCGAGGCUGUAGACUACCGCCCAAUCUUGUUGCUAAGCAUCCCAUACAAGAUCUUGGAGAGAUUCAUCCUGGAGAGAAUACAGCCUCAUAUUGACGAGAUUAUUCCGGUAGAGCAAGCGGGCUUCAGAAACAACAGAAGUUGCGAAGAACAGGUCCUCGCCUUAACAACACUAAUUGAAGCCGGCUUUCAGAAGAAGUUAAAAACCAGCGUAGCCUUCAUUGACUUCUCUGCUGCGUAUGACACGGUCUGGAGACAUGGAUUACUGUACAAGUUUAGUAAGGUUAUCAAUUGCAGUAAGUUAAUGGGGUUCCUAGAAGGAAUCCUUGCAAAUCGACGUUUCCAAGUUUACUUAGGUAAUAAAGGGAGCAGAUGGAGGACAGUGAAUAAUGGCUCCCUCAAGGUUCAGUCCUUGCCCCAACAUUGUUUAACCUUUACAUGUACGAUAUCCCAGUGACAGAAGGGCUUAAGUUCCAAUUUGCGGAUGACAUAGCAAUAGCGUUCCAAUGUAAAGAUUUAAAAGACGGCAGUGCAAUCUUAACCAAAGAUUUAGAGUUAAUGAAAACAUACUUCCGCAAUUGGCGCCUAAAGCCAAACCCUAUUAAAACAGAGGUUUGUGCAUUUCAUCUAAACAACAGACAAGCGCAUGACAAACUUGAGGUUGAAUUUGACGGUAUAAGUGUAAAGCAUAAUUAUAUGCCUAAAUAUUUGGGUAUAGCGCUAGACCGCUCGCUUACAUUUAAUGAGUAUUUAAGUACCCUCAGUAAAAAGAUCAGGUCCCGGGUUANAGUAGGUAUAAUACAGAGAUAUAUAUUUAAUAAAUAAUAAAUAAUUAUAUUAAAACAUUUAAUUUUUUAUUCGUUAAAAUUACAAUUUAUCAUUUUUGUCAUAUUGGCGAUAAACAGUAGACUAUCGACAGACAACAGUGCAUUAUUUGAAACGCAGUGUACAAAACCUGUCGAUAGAUCCGGGAGGGAAUAAAUGGAUAGUGUUGCGGCGUGGGGAUGCGCAGUAGCGCUUCGAUUUGGUCGGAGAGCGGACCGUUCUCUCCUGGGACAGACUAUAAAUAUUUGGGUAUAGCGCUAGACCGCUCGCUUACAUUUAAUGAGCAUUUAAGUAUCCUCAGUAAAAAGAUCAGGUCCCGGGUUAACCUGGUACAAAUGCUUGCUGGAACAGGCUGGGGUGCCGAUGCUAAGACCUUACGGGUAGUAGCAUUAAGCCUAGUUUAUAGAACAGCAAAGUAUGGGUCCCAAGUUUGGUGUAAUAGCACACAUGUAAGCAGAAUAGAUACGUAGCUCAAUAGCGUAAUGAGAGUAAUAAGCGGGACAGUUAAAUCUACACCACUGCAAUGGCUACCGGCACUGGCAAAUAUUAAACCACCACACAUUCGUUGGAAAGAUGCACUUGUAAAAACCAUUAAGAAAUCUGUAGAUUACAAGAGUUCACUUUUAUACCAGAUGAUGCUUCAAACACCCAAUCAACGAUUAAAAUCCAGGAGCCCACCUGUUGUGUACGCCAGAACACUGAUAAGUUUAGGGUUUGAUAGCGCCGAGGAAUGGCGAAAAGAAUGGGCAAGCUAUACAGCAUCAAAUAUGAAGCUACUAUGUGACCUAAUAAUGGAGUUCUAG
Molecule: messenger RNA, 1759 nt
Organism: Cinara cedri
Lineage: Eukaryota; Metazoa; Arthropoda; Insecta; Hemiptera; Aphididae
Source: the annotation of a GenBank genome assembly